Molecule: messenger RNA, 2532 nt
Organism: Centruroides sculpturatus (bark scorpion)
Lineage: Eukaryota; Metazoa; Arthropoda; Arachnida; Scorpiones; Buthidae
Product: mucin-5AC-like
Exons: 4
Coding region: 1-2532 (843 amino acids)
Source: RefSeq, a predicted model, not a curated record
AUGGAAGCAGUAAAGGCAUGCCUGAUAGCAUCCCUCUUAGGAGCGUAUAUCAUAAAUGUUAAACCCGACGAUGCGGACUCGGUGGACUUAGACGAAACGGAAGUUAAGGAAUUACUCAAUUUUGUCGUUUCCGAAAUACAAAAAUUGAAAUUCGAACAUCGCGAGAUUGAUGAUUGCCUGGGAUUGGAGAUCGCUAGCAUGUUGAGUGGAAGGAAACAGAUGGGAAAGGGUACGAAAUACACUUUGACGCUGAAAGUGCAACCAACAAGAAAAGACAGCGAACAUUGCGCCCAACGUAACGUUACGGCACAAAGUUUAAACUCUUCCCCUCAAUUGCAGGAACCAUCACAUCGGAUAACAAAGCUAUCAUCAGGCAAAUCCAUUGAACCAAAUUUAGAAGGCAAGCAAGAUGCUGUAACAGAAAAUCAAAAACAUGAAAUUAAUGGUCUCACAAGAUCUAAUCUUUUGAAUGCAAAACCUCUUCGGAAAUUAAAUGUUCAAGAAAGCUGUAACCGGGAAUUAUCUAGAUCUGUGGAAAAUUCUGGUAAUGCACAUACAGAUAACUCUGGUAUUAGCAUCACUGGUCUUCAACAUCGAAUUCUUCCUGAUGCACCCAAAUUAAUUGGUGGAAAUGGAAAACAUAUUUCAGAUUCUCAGAAUCAUCAUCAACUUUCUCGACAACAGUCACCAAAUUUUCCACACAAUGAACCUCCUCCACCUCCACCUCCACCUCGAGGGAUACAGGGUCCUCCAACUCCACCUUUAACUCAGACUCCUUAUGGUGGUUUAGUUGGAAAUCAUGUUCAACAUUUUCUAAAACGGAUAUCUCCUGUGCCACAUGCUUCAAGACAGCAAACUGUUGGGUCUUCCUCUUCAACACCACAGCGAGGAACGAGUCCAGUUGCAUUAGGUUGGGCUACUGCUGUGGUAUCAAAUGCCAUUCAAGCAAAACAGCAAUUAGCUCAUCAACUUCAAAAUUUAAAUAUUUACUCUAGUAGUACAUCAUCAUCACGAACUGAACCACCACCACCAUAUCCAUCUAGUUCUUCAUUAUAUUCUUCUUCUCCUCCAUCAUAUGCAUCAUCUAGCUCAGGAAGACAGAGUCCUACACCAACAAUCAGUAGUAGUGAAUAUUCAGUGCCGCCUGUUUUACAGCAUAAGAAAACACCACCACCGUCUGAAAAUUCUAUACAAACACAACAUUCUUAUAACUUUCAAGCCACUUCUGCACAUGUAUCAGUUUCUGCAGCAACUGUUUUGACUACAGCCAUUCCUCGUACUACUUCAUUACAAGCAUGGAGUGUACGUCAAGCAAAAUCACAACCUCCAGUUAUUAUGCAAUCUGUGAAAAGCACCCAAGUGCAAAAACCAGUUCUUCAAACAGCUAUAGCUCCUACUGCUCCAGCUGUAACCACUGCAUCACAUGCAGUAUCAUAUAUUCAACAAACAAAUCAACUACCUGCUUGUUUAACUCUUGCUCAAAUGAAUCAUGCCACACCUUUUUCUUCAGUACAAAGUGUCCCAACAUAUUCUCAAAAUUUACAGGCACCCAUUAAUAGUUCAUCAAAUUCUCAAAUAACUUCUACUUCCUCUCCUGCAGAUGUCUAUCAUACAUUGGCAACUGGACAAGUAACAAAUUCUACAUUUUAUACUUCAAAUGCUCGCAGUCAUUUAACAACAACUGCCAUUCUAACUGCUAGUCAGCAGACACAAACUUCAUCAUCAUAUAUGAUACCAUAUUCAUCAAACAUAAAUUUAUUUACCAAUUCUAACCAAAUGCCCCCUCCACCUUAUACGUCUUCAAUUCAGUCAAGUGGAAUAGCAAAUCUUCCACCUUCUUAUUCAGCUAUUGUUAAAAAUACUGGUAAUUCAUGUGGAGAAUGUGUAACUGUAAAUGCUAAUUUAACAACCAUAGCACCUCAUUUGCCAAACAAACAAAAGAAGAAAGUGAAACAAGAUGGACCAUUAGGUAUAGUAUCUGUGCAUAAUCAACUGGCAUCUACUGUACCAACAACAGAUCCUCCAAGCUAUGAAACCAGCAUUGCUGCAUUAGCUGCACAAAAAGCAGCUUCUUCUGCACUUAAUAACAAUUUACCUCCAUCUUUUACAAAUUCUGGAAAUCCUGUUUCAGUUAAUAUAUCUAUUUCUGCACCAUUAAUUAGUAGUAAAACAUCGAAUCAUCCUACAACAUGUAAUUUAGUAGAUACUGUAGAAAGCAUAUGUAUUUCACAAGUUUCAGCUCUUUCAGAUGCAAAUAAUAUGAGAGUAAAUCUUAACAUGCAAGGUGAAUCUAUGCCUUUUUCUUCACAUUCUUCUUUGCAAAGAAAGCCAUCACCAGUUUCCAUGGAUACAGCAAGUUCAGCAUCAAGAUCAGACUCUCCAGUUUCACAUGGUCUAAGUCAGUCUCCUGUUUCAUUUAUGUCUACCACAUCUACUUCAUCACCAUCAACACAAUCAGACACAACACAAGAUAGUAGGAAAAAUCCUUCAUCACCAUCUUAUAAACUUUCUCANAAAGAUCAAAUUAAUUAA